AUGUCUGCCGAUGCCUCCAUCAACACCUCCACGGGCAACCACUCCGUGGACCCAUACAAGACCCAGAACUUCGAAGACCCUCCUCUCCCCCAGAAGAUCGAAGAGCUGGUCAACUUCAUCUCCGAAGUGAAAUUCGGCAUGUUGACAACCCAUCAAUCAGAGGGCGACUAUCUAACCUCACGCUGCAUGGCCCUCGCCGGAAAGGAAAAUGGCGGCAUUGACCUAAUCUUCCACACAAACCUCUUCUCAGGCAAAACAAUGGACCUAACCGUCCACCCCAAAGAAACAAACAUGUCCUUCCUAGACCCGGUCAGCGGCGCCUGGGCCUCAAUCUCAGGAACAGCAUCCGUAAUCGGCGACCCGGCCAUCGUGGAGAAGUACUACUCGCCUAUGCUGAAGGCGUGGAUUGGCGACAUGGGCGACGGCGUGCACGACGGCGGGCCGUCCGACCCGCGCAUUGGCGUUAUCAAGCUGGAAGCGAAGCUGGCUACACAUGUUGUUUCCCAGAAGGGGAUUCUCGGUCGUGCGUAUAAUACUGUUAAGGGUGCUGUGCAGGGUAACGUGCCUCACAUUAAUGGGAUUCGGGAGUUGACUGGACAGGAGUUGGCUGAGUGGCGCCGUACGCAUCAGAACUAA
This is a messenger RNA of Penicillium canescens, 636 nucleotides long. RefSeq names its product blue light-inducible protein Bli-3. The record is from RefSeq and is a predicted model, not a curated record. NCBI's taxonomy places the organism in Eukaryota, Fungi, Ascomycota, Eurotiomycetes, Eurotiales, Aspergillaceae. Bases 1 to 636 code for a protein of 211 amino acids. The transcript has 3 exons.